Molecule: messenger RNA, 616 nt
Organism: Hevea brasiliensis (rubber tree)
Lineage: Eukaryota; Viridiplantae; Streptophyta; Magnoliopsida; Malpighiales; Euphorbiaceae
Product: putative glycerol-3-phosphate transporter 5
Exons: 1
Coding region: 143-601 (152 amino acids)
Biological process (GO): phosphate ion homeostasis
Molecular function (GO): transmembrane transporter activity
Source: RefSeq, a predicted model, not a curated record
ACUUUGUGGUUAAGGCUUAAGCAUAUUUUUCAUACUUGCUUAAAGUUCCUGAUUUCAGAUGUUAGAUAUUAAUCAUUAAUUGCAAGUUUGUGUUGGAAUUAUAGCUAUUGCAGGUGUGCAUUUGUCACACAAAACUGCUGGAAUGCUCUCUACAGUAUUUGACAUUGGAGGAGUCUUCGGAGGAAUUUCAGCUGGAUACAUAUCUGAUAUGAUUGAGGCUCGUGCAGUUACUUCAAUUGUAUUCUUGCUGCUAUCAAUGCCAGCCUUUAUUUUGUACCGGGUUUAUGGGAGCCUGUCUAUGAUAAUGAACGUUGCGUUGAUGCUUCUUUCUGGUUUUCUUGUGAAUGGCCCUUACUUAUUAAUCACUACGGCUGUAGCAGCUGAUCUUGGUACACAGGAUUUGAUCAGAGGAAAUUCCCAUGCCUUGGCUACUGUCACUGCAAUUAUAGAUGGUACUGGUUCUUUUGGAGCAGCUAUUGGCCCACUUUUGGCUGGGUAUAUUUCCACAAGAGGAUGGAACAGUGUUUUUCUAAUGCUUAUUGUUUCAAUUUUCUUUGCAAGUUUAUUACUGAUUCGUGUUGCAAAAGCUGAAAUUUUCUAAUAGCACAUUUGCACA